AUGAAUCGACUUGUUUUCAAGGCCGCCCCCAGUUGCGGCCUUGCUUCGUCAGCACUUUGGCGGCCAGCGAGCACGAGCAGGGUCACGCUAGACCUGCUUCGGGGCUCGUUCUCUCACCAAUCGCGCUCGAAACGUGGUUUUGCCUCGACGACCACCGUUUUUGCCCAGCCUACGCGUGUAGCGCGUUAUCCUCGAUGGAUAAACGACAAGGGCCACGAGGAAGGCGCGGAGAAGCCACCUGUGAAGACGGAGUCUGAAAACGACGAGGGAAGAGACGAGAGUAGCGGGAGCUCGGGAGAAAGAGACCCCAGUGAUUCUUCUUCCAGCUCUGACUCUCCUCCCCCUUCAGACUCGAGCUCAGACCCACCUCCCUCUGCACCCCCUUCAUCUAGCUCCCGCUCUCCUCCACCCAACACACUCGCGAAGCAAUCCAUACCGGAAAACUACCCACUCGUCCUCGCUCUUCCCAUUGCUCGUCGACCGCUUUUCCCUGGCUUCUACAAAGCCGUCGUCAUUCGAAACCCCGCUGUUGUCGCAGCCGUUAAGGACAUGAUGCGUCGCGGCCAGCCAUAUCUUGGCGCUUUCCUCCUCAAAGACGAAAAUGCCGACAGCGAUAUCGUUACGGAUUUGGACAGCAUCCACAAAGUCGGUGUCUUCGCGCAAAUCACAAGCGUAUUUGCCGCUGUUGGGAAGCCAGGACCCAAUGGAGAGCCGGAGGAAGAAGGGCUGACGGCUGUUCUUUACCCUCAUCGCCGAGUUGUCAUUAGCGAGCUGCACAAGCCUGGUUUAGCCCAACUUGAGCCGGCUCCAGAGGACCCGCAAAGCGCUGCCGCCCCCGAGAAUCCUUCGCCUCCCGCCGAAACUCAGGAAGCUGGUCCAGUGCAAACGUCGUUCCUUCACAAUCAUCCCAUCUCUCUCGCCUCCAUCACAAACUUGUCGAUAUUGCCGUUCGCGAAAGACGCCCCCACUAUACGCGCGCUUACCGGCGAGCUCAUCAACGUCUUCAAAGACGUUGCGCAGCUAAACCCCAUGUUCCGCGACCAAAUUACCAACUUCUCGAUAAACCAAGUUUCUGCCAAUAUCUUCGACGAGCCAGAUCGUCUGGCCGACUUUGCGGCUGCAGUCAGCUCGGGCUCGGUGCAGGAGCUGCAGGAUGUGCUGGAAAGCCUGGACGUGGCGGAUAGGCUGCAAAAGGCGCUUUUGGUUUUGAAGAAGGAAUUGAUCAACGCGCAAUUGCAGUCGAAACUCAGUCGCGACGUCGACUCGAAGCUCGCGAAACGCCAACGAGAGUACUAUCUCAUGGAGCAGCUUAAAAACAUCAAGAAGGAGCUGGGCAUGGAGAGCGACGGGAAGGACAAGCUACUCGACAAGUUCCGCGAGCGGGCAGCGAAGCUGAAAAUGCCGGAGGUUGCGAAGAAAGUGUUUGAGGAGGAGAUGAACAAGCUUGCGGGUCUCGAGCCGGCCGCGAGCGAGGCGAAUGUGACGAGGAACUACUUGGACUGGAUAACUCAGAUUCCUUGGGGCUCGCAUACGCCUGAGAACUUCUCGCUCAAGCAUGCUCAGGGAGUUCUUGACGCGGACCAUUACGGACUGGCGGAUGUCAAGGACCGCAUCCUCGAGUUUUUGGCUGUUGGCAAGUUGAGAGGAACUUUGGGGUCAACGACUACAACGUCUUCUGGUGACACUACCACGCCCGCUCCAAAUCACCCGAAAGUCCAGGGCAAGAUUCUUCUACUUACUGGUCCGCCUGGUGUCGGCAAAACCUCCAUUGGCAAAUCGAUUGCGCGCGCGUUGGGACGACAAUUCUUCCGGUUCAGCGUUGGUGGCUUGACCGAUAUCGCAGAGAUCAAGGGUCACCGAAGGACCUACGUUGGUGCGCUUCCUGGCAAGAUUAUCCAAGCCCUGAAACGCGUGGGGACGUCUAACCCCCUCGUUCUCAUUGACGAGGUCGACAAGAUUGGGAGGGGCAUCAAUGGCGACCCUGCGAGUGCCCUGCUGGAAAUGCUGGACCCCGAGCAGAACGACGCGUUUUUGGACCACUACAUGGACAUUCCCGUCGACCUUUCCUCCAUCCUUUUCGUCUGUACCGCCAACACCCUCUCUACUAUCCCCGCCCCGCUUCUCGACCGGAUGGAGGUGAUAGAGGUUUCCGGCUACGUGACGGAGGAGAAGUCCGCCAUUGCGAGUCGGUAUCUUGUCCCGCAGGCCAAGGAGUCGUCUGGUCUUAGUGGGGCCGAUGUCGCAAUCAGUCCAGAGGCCGUCGCUGUCCUGAUUCAGGAUUACUGUCGCGAGAGUGGUGUCCGUGGAUUGAAGAAAGCCAUCGAGAAGAUCUAUCGCAAAGCGGCACUUAACAUCGUUCGCGACCUUGGCGAAGAUGUCUUCCCCGAACCCGCUCCAGAAAAACCAGUGAACAAUGUAGAAUCGACCACGCCUUCGCCAAAUGAGCCUUCGACUGUCCCGGUUGACGAAAGCGAUUCGGAUAGCGACUCAGAAAGCGACUCGGACAGCGACAGCGACACUGAAGCUGCAUCACCCAAGCCCCAGUCGCCGACUCCAAGUGAAACGACUGCGCCGGUGACCACGCAGGAACGCAAACCGCUUCCUAUUCCCGACACGGUUCAUGUCCUCAUUACUCCAGAGAAUUUGAAGGAGUACAUGGGCCCACCGGUUUACCAGAAGGAUCGGAUGUACGACGACGUGAAGCGGAAGCCUCCACCAGGCGUCAGCACAGGCUUGGGGUACUUGGGCAAUGGGAGCGGGGCUGUUAUGCCGAUUGAGGUUGUGAGCAUGCCUGGUCGCGGCGGGCUCCAGCUUACCGGGAAACUCGGGGAGGUGAUCAGGGAAAGUGCGCAGAUCGGUCUGAGCUGGGUGAAGAGCCACGCGGACGUGCUUGGCAUUACGCCACCAGCUGCCUCGCUGAGCAGUGCAAGCGAGGACGGGAAGGCGCCCGUGACGACAACCGCGUUGCUGCUCGACAAUCGCGACAUUCAUGUGCAUAUGCCUGAGGGGAGCAUCGGGAAGGACGGGCCCAGCGCGGGGACGGCGAUUGUGUCUGCGUUUGUGUCGCUGUUCACCAAGACGAGGAUUAGCUCUGACAUUGCUAUGACCGGCGAGAUUUCUCUCGUUGGCCAGGUCCUCCCCGUUGGCGGGCUGAAGGAGAAGAUUCUUGCCGCUCAUCGGGCGGGGAUCAAGACGAUUGUCGCGCCUGCUGCCAACAAGGCGGACAUCGAGGAGAAUGUGCCGGCGAGUGUGAAGGAGGGCAUAAGGCUGGUGUAUGUCGAGGAUGUGAAGGAGGUGCUGCAUGAGGUGUUCAAGGGGGAGCCGAUUGUGGAGCGGUGGAAGGAGACGAUGCCCCUGGAGCAGGAGGAGGAGGCGAAAAACUGA
This is a messenger RNA of Mycena indigotica, 3384 nucleotides long. RefSeq names its product Lon protease-like protein, mitochondrial. Gene Ontology annotation, molecular function: ATP hydrolysis activity; ATP-dependent peptidase activity; ATP binding. The record is from RefSeq and is a predicted model, not a curated record. Lineage: Eukaryota; Fungi; Basidiomycota; Agaricomycetes; Agaricales; Mycenaceae. Gene Ontology annotation, cellular component: mitochondrial matrix. The coding region runs from base 1 to 3384 and encodes 1127 amino acids. The transcript has 8 exons. Gene Ontology annotation, biological process: chaperone-mediated protein complex assembly; protein quality control for misfolded or incompletely synthesized proteins; protein catabolic process.